Dipodomys spectabilis (banner-tailed kangaroo rat) is the source of this 6184-nucleotide messenger RNA. It is a transcript of the gene Tll2, whose product is annotated as tolloid like 2. The record is from RefSeq and is a predicted model, not a curated record. NCBI's taxonomy places the organism in Eukaryota, Metazoa, Chordata, Mammalia, Rodentia, Heteromyidae. Bases 1 to 3066 code for a protein of 1021 amino acids. Gene Ontology annotation, biological process: proteolysis. The transcript is spliced from 21 exons. Gene Ontology annotation, molecular function: calcium ion binding; zinc ion binding; metalloendopeptidase activity.
AUGCCCUCGGCAACUGCGCUCCGGGCUCUGGUGCCACUGCUGCUGCCGCCCCUGCUGCUGCUGCUGCCGCUGCCCCGCAGCGCCGGGGGGCUCGGGGGGCGCUCGGAGGCCGCCCUGGACUACUGGGCUCCGGAAGGCGAGGCGGGCGCAGAGCCGCAGCUGGAGCACUACCACGAUCCGUGCAAAGCCGCUGUCUUCUGGGGAGACAUUGCUUUGGAUGAAGAUGAUCUGAAGUUAUUUCACAUUGACAAGACCCAAGACUGGACUAAGCCAUCAGAAGAAGAAAUGGGACAUAACACUGGUGGGCUGGAAGAGCAUGCGUCUGAGAACUGGCCAAACACAACAGCUUCAGCUUCGAACACCAGCAGCCAGGCAGCUAGAAAGGAUGACAAGGAGGAAACCAUACUUCUACAUAGCUCUGACACCUCCAAAGCGACAAUCAAGACCUUCUCUGCCCGGGUCCGCAGAGCCACAACCUCGAGGACAGAGAGGAUAUGGCCUGGAGGGGUCAUUCCGUAUGUUAUUGGAGGGAACUUCACAGGGAGCCAAAGGGCCAUUUUCAAGCAGGCAAUGAGACACUGGGAGAAGCACACCUGUGUGACCUUCAUUGAGAGGACGGAUGAAGAAAGCUUUAUUGUGUUCAGCUACAGGACCUGUGGCUGUUGCUCUUAUGUUGGGCGCCGAGGAGGGGGUCCACAGGCCAUAUCCAUUGGGAAAAACUGUGACAAGUUUGGCAUUGUGGCUCAUGAGCUGGGCCAUGUGGUUGGGUUCUGGCAUGAACAUACCCGGCCCGACAGAGACCAACAUGUCACCAUCAUGAGGGAAAACAUCCAGCCAGGUCAGGAGUAUAAUUUCUUAAAAAUGGAAGCCGGGGAAGUGAGCUCUCUGGGUGAGACGUACGACUUCGACAGCAUCAUGCACUACGCCCGGAAUACCUUCUCAAGGGGAGUUUUCUUAGACACCAUCCUCCCCCGUCGAGAUGACAAUGGCGUCAGGCCAACCAUUGGCCAGCGGGUUCGGCUCAGUCAGGGAGACAUAGCACAAGCGAGGAAGCUGUACAAAUGCCCAGCAUGUGGAGAGACCCUGCAAGACACAACAGGAAAUUUUUCAGCACCUGGUUUCCCAAAUGGCUACCCUUCUUACUCCCACUGUGUCUGGAGGGUCUCAGUCACUCCUGGAGAGAAGAUUAUCCUAAACUUCACAUCCAUGGAUUUGUUCAAGAGCCGCCUGUGCUGGUAUGAUUACGUGGAGGUCCGGGAUGGUUACUGGAGAAAAGCCCCCCUGUUGGGGAGGUUUUGUGGCGAUAAGAUCCCGGAGCCCCUCAUCUCCUCGGACAGCCGGCUCUGGGUGGAAUUUCGCAGCAGCAGCAGCAUCCUGGGCAAGGGCUUCUUUGCAGUAUAUGAAGCUAUGUGUGGAGGAGACAUUACCAAAGACUCAGGUCAGAUUCAAUCUCCCAACUACCCCGAUGACUACAGGCCUUCCAAGGAAUGUGUGUGGAGGAUCACAGUGUCGGAUGGAUUUCACGUGGGACUUACCUUCCAAGCCUUUGAGAUUGAAAGACACGACAGCUGUGCCUAUGAUUACCUGGAAAUCCGUGAUGGCCCCACACAAGACAGCGCCCUGAUCGGCCACUUCUGUGGCUAUGAGAAGCCAGAUGAUGUGAAAUCGAGCUCCAACAGGCUAUGGAUGAAGUUUGUAUCUGACAGCUCCAUUAACAAAGCGGGCUUUGCGGCCAGUUUUUUCAAGGAGGUAGAUGAAUGUUCCUGGCCAGACCAUGGUGGGUGUGAGCAACAGUGUGUAAACACACUUGGCAGCUACAUGUGUGCCUGUGACCCCGGCUACGAGCUGGCUACUGACAAGAAGACAUGUGAAGUGGCCUGUGGUGGUUUCAUUACCAAGCUGAACGGAACCAUCACCAGCCCUGGGUGGCCCAAGGAAUAUCCCACAAACAAAAACUGUGUCUGGCAAGUGGCAGCCCCCACGCAGUACCGCAUCUCCCUGCAGUUUGAAGUGUUCGAACUGGAAGGCAAUGACGUCUGUAAGUACGACUUCGUGGAGGUGCGCAGCGGCCUGUCCCCUGAUGCUAGGCUGCACGGCAAGUUCUGCGGGUCUGAGACCCCCGAGGUCAUCACCUCACAGAGCAACAACAUGCGCGUGGAGUUCAAGUCUGACAACACGGUCUCCAAACGGGGCUUCCGGGCCCACUUCUUCUCUGACAAAGAUGAAUGUGCCAAGGACAACGGUGGCUGCCAGCACGAGUGUGUCAACACGUUCGGGAGCUACCUGUGCAGGUGUCGCAACGGGUACCGGCUGCACGAGAACGAGCACGACUGCAAAGAGGCUGGCUGUGCACACAAAAUCAGCAGUGCAGAAGGGACCCUGGCAACCCCCAACUGGCCUGAUAAAUACCCCAGCCGGAGGGAGUGCACCUGGAACAUCUCUUCUACAGCAGGCCACAGGGUGAAACUCACGUUCAAUGAGUUUGAGAUCGAGCAGCACCAGGAAUGUGCCUAUGAUCAUCUGGAAAUGUACGAUGGACCUGACAUCCUGGCCCCUACCCUCGGUCGAUUCUGUGGCAGCAAGAAGCCAGAGCCCAUAGUGGCAUCGGGCAGCAGCCUGUUCCUCAGGUUCUAUUCGGACGCCUCAGUGCAGAGGAAAGGCUUUCAGGCAGCACAUAGCACAGAGUGCGGGGGCAGGCUGAAGGCCGAAGUACAGACCAAAGAGCUCUAUUCCCACGCCCAGUUUGGGGACAACAACUACCCGAGCCAGGCCCGCUGUGAUUGGGUGAUAGUAGCGGAGGAUGGCUAUGGCGUGGAGUUGAUCUUCCGGACCUUCGAAGUGGAGGAGGAGGCUGAGUGUGGCUAUGACUACAUGGAGGCCUACGAUGGCUACGACCGCUCAGCACCCAGGCUGGGCCGCUUCUGUGGCUCAGGGCCAUUAGAAGAAAUCUACUCUGCAGGGGACUCCCUGAUGAUUCGAUUCCACACAGACGACACCAUCAACAAGAAAGGUUUCCACGCCCAAUAUACCAGCACCAAGUUUCAGGAUGCUCUGCACAUGAAAUAGGAAGGCCCAAGUUGUAGAAAGACAGGAACUGAGGAGGGCUUUAUCAUAGCACCUUGAGAGCCAGCCCUGAACAGUGUACAGUCUUUUUCUCAAACAAAAACUUAAAAUCGAAUCUGGAAGGUAUGUAGUUGGACAAAAGUUACCUAAGGGUUUGGCCCACAAAAUGAAAGAGAAAAGUGUUCCCUUGGUUCCAGCUAUAAUGUUAGCACUCACGGGCCUCAGAAGGUAAAGGUUUGAAGUCACUGACCACGCAAGCUAUGCUUGUUCAUUCUCAUUGUCCGUCCCUUGCUCCUAUGGGGCCACAGGCCAGCUAAGGGCUGGCCAUUCCACUGUUCUGGAUAUGUUUCCAUAGAUGCCUGCCGUGUGACUGGAUCCUGGAGAUACAGGCUGUCUUCUGUCUGCACUGGGCAAUGAGGAUCAUGUGGCUGUGGCUCAUUUGUUACUCCCAGUACUGGCUAGGAAGUUUUGCUUUUUCUCUGCCAGGGACAUGUCAGGACAUGUCAGGAACAUGGAGGACGAAGAGCGGUAGAGGACAAGGUAGCUGCUAACAGCGCAAACAUGAGAGUCAUCAUCAUGACCCUGGAAGACCUUUGCCUUUGCUCUGCCUCUUUGACCCCUUUGGGUUCCCUUAUCCCUAAUUACAUUAGAUUAUGGCCUCCACUGGACAUCCCAGCAGAACAUUUGCUGGUGGGAAUCUUCUUUGCCAAAAAGAAAAUGUCUUGACUCUUCCUGAUACUCCUUCCCAUCGCUGACUUUGAGAAGACACCAUCUAUGCCUGGGCUCCCAUUGGCUUCCAGAUAACCUCCAGCAAUGGCAGCAACUGCUGGGUUGAUCCUCAGUUCCUUGACCGCCAGGGCAAAGUGCAUCUGCAAGACGUGCAAAGACAUCUUAGGAGGGACCAGGGCAGGUCCUGGUGGGGUGAACACUGUUCGUUUUAAGUUAUAUAAGGAUCAUCACUGGCGGGAAACUCAGUCAUGACUAACUUCCUGAAAUCCAGCGGGUUAAGCAGUGCUUCCAUGACUUCCAUUGAUGACUCUUCAGCCACCACCUGGCAGUCAGAGGCCCACCAGCCUUGGCACUUGUUCUAGAGAAGUAGAGACAAUAUUUGCGUAAUUUUAGUACCUCAAGGUAUAAUUUAAGCAAGGAGGUUGUUUUGAAUGGCAUUUCAUUAAGGCAUCUAUGGGCAUUAUGAGCUCAAAGCUGUGUGGUAUGUUAGCUUUUAAAAGAAUAUUUAUGUUGGAAUAAUUUUACAGUAAUGUUUACAUAGCCAGAAGUCCUGUUUAGUUGCAUUUGAACACAGGGCAGCACAUGAGUGGUUCCAGUGAGCUCCCAGGCUCCUGAAUUCCUUUGGGAAUGAAGGAUCAUUUUAAACAAGGUGUUUGUGAAAGGCUAAGGGUUAUAGUUUGUGAAGAUCAGACUUUGUAGCCAGAAGACUGUUUCAAAUUAAAAGUGAUUGCUGGGAGUAAAACCUAGAAUAAAACUAGGAGAAAGAAAGAAAGACAGACAGACAGACAUGGGAAUAAGUUUUUCUCAAAACAGAAAAAAAUCAAAGUUAUAAUAAUAAUAUAUGUGUAUAUGUGUAUGGAUGUAAAGGAUCAGUGGUCAAAGCCUUAAAUCACAGCAGUGUGAAAAAUGCCACCCAUUGGCGGUAGCUUUAUGGCCCCAGCCUCCAGUGCUGGUUCCACAUGUUCUGCCCACCUCCUCCUGAGCUCUCUCUAGCCUAUCCCAGCCCUGGACUGAGGCUUGCCUUCCAUCUUCAUGUCUUGAUGGAUGGCCCACUCUGCUCAGGGUGAACUUUGAUAUGGCAAGUAGAGCAACUUCUCCCCUGGGUCAGAUCCAUCUUCCUGUUACCGUGGGUUCCAUUUCUCUGAUCUUGGUGUUUCCUGAGGUUCCAUUUUGUCUGUCCAAGUUGAAACUGAAACCUGGAUACAUCCGGUGGUUGCUAAGGGUCCCUUUUCCAGGAGAGGAAAAUUCUGUACAUUUAACCUUUAGAAGUCUAAAGAAGAUGGACAGGGAGGCAGUCGAGAGGGAGAAGCAGUUUCAGCGUUCAUUGCCUUCAUAACACACAGAAGCUUCUUUUUGCUCUUCAGGAGGGACAUUUCCAGAAACCCACAGCUUCCGCCAGUUGUCACCACAUGGCCCAUCUGCAACAAUGGGACUCUUACGAAGACCUUUAUUUAGGCCUGUGAGUGAUGUAGCCUCAGACCUAUGAGCUCUGACUCAAUUGAGGCUGCCUGGGCCUAGUCUGGAAACUACAGGGAUCUAUGCACCACACAGGUCCUGCAAGGAACACCAGAGCUGGCCUCACAAGGGAGAGUUCAUUGAAUAGAAAGACCAGAUUCCUACCUUGGCUCUUCCAGUUGCUCAGUGGUCUGCCUAGAAACAUCCCCAGAAGUAAAUGAAGGGGUUGGAGUACCUCUUUCCGCUUGCUUUGUCUAACUGGGUGCUAGGACCUGAGGAUACCUCAAUGCCCCAAAGCAAUUAUGUUCACACAUAUAACCUAAUGAAGUAGCUGGGGUCUGGGUCUCCAUCCUGGUCAAAUUCUAGUAUACUGUGAUCGAGCACAAGCUAGAACCAGCAUCCCAGGGCAAAGAAGGAUCUGGAAUUCAUGUGGGCCAAUCGGAUAUCUCCAAAACAGAUGAAGCAAGGCUGUGUGUGCAUUGAUUCAUUUAUAAUCUCUAUUUUCCUCUGAAAGUUUCCUUCUAUUUCUUUCUGUUUCAUUAUUUCUCUCUAAAGUCUCAUGAUAGUUGCAAAUUUCUCUGCCUAAGUAAAUUAAUUGGCUCAACACAGUUAACUAGCACUUGGGAGGUUUCCCAUCAGUCUGGGCAACAUGGGAGCCGUCGGAUAUGGUAGCAUUUGUCUUCACUUCAGGAACGAAUGUUCCUUUGGCUUCCAACGGAUAUUUUAAAAGUUUGCUUUAUAGACUGAACUUCUGAAUAAUAAUACCAAAAUGCCUAAAAGAUUUCUUUUUUAAAAAUUGUUUAAAGUAUUAUCUAUAAAUAUAAGAUAUUCUUUAUUUUGAGUCAUUCCAUAAAAUGUCAGUUUCAAAGAGAACAUUGAGAGGAGCUUAUAUGCCUGUCUAGAAAGGGUGGUUUCAUUAAAGAAGGUGAUUUAUUGA